UCAUAUCAAGGAAACCCGUAUUGACCCUCAUGCGGUAUCAGGAUUUGUCCCGAGUUUUAUUUGUGUUUGGUCCGUUGUGCUGUCUCUGCUGUGAGUGGGUGUUAGCGAACUUUGCUUUGUACUUAACCGAGUAACGGUGAAAUCAAUUACCCUCUGGUUUUGCUAGUAAGGACCGUUAGCGGUCCCUGUCCCGCAGUUUGGGAACCGCUAUCCCUGCUGGCCGACCUCUGCUCUCCGGCUCUCUGCCUCCGACUCCGCCUCUCUGAGCAGCAACACACGAGCGACCGACUCCCCAGCCUGCCUGCCUGCCUGUCUGCCGCCACCCCGAAGCCCAAACCGGACUCCAUACUUCUGACCCAACAUACGCCACAUGUACUCCUAAUUUUACCGGAAGAAAAAAAAGUUCCACUUGAAAAGUACAACAGGCAGGAGCAACUCUUGUUAGCUGUACCGGAGAAGUUUUUUGCUUCUUCUUUACCCCCACUUUUUGGCCCCGCGGCGGGGCAGGACAGACGGGACAGGCCUGGGGGGGAAAGGAGAGCAUAUGAUGUGGAUCUGGUACCUUCUGCUUGGUUCGGGGUCAGGCUCAAGAACUGUUGAGAGCCAGCUGCUCCCAGGGAACAACUUCACCACAGAGUGCAACAUCCCUGGAAACUUCAUGUGCGGAGAUGGGAAGUGUGUCCCAGGCGGGUGGCAAUGCGAUGGAUUGCCCGACUGCUUUGACAAGAGCGAUGAGAAAGGCUGCCCUAAGGUCAAGUCAAAGUGCGCCCCUACAUUCUUCGCAUGCGCUAACGGCGUCCACUGCAUCAUCGGACGCUUCCGGUGUAACGGCUUCAGCGACUGUCCUGAUGGGAGUGACGAGGAAAACUGCACAGGCAACCCACUGGUGUGCUCAGAGGCUCGCUUCAAGUGUCGAAAUGGCCGCUGUGUAGACCGCAGCUUCUUGUGUAACGGCCAGGACAACUGUCAGGAUAACAGUGAUGAGGAGCCCUGCCCGACUACAGCAGAAGCUCCUGGGCAGGACUUUGUGACACUGGACUAUCGUCUGCGGUACUACCCAAGCAUCACCUACGCCGUCAUCGGCAGUGCCGUUAUCUUCGUCUUGGUGGUGGCGUUGCUGGCGUUGGUGCUCCAUCACCAGAGGAAGCGGAGCGUUCUGCUGCCCAGAGGCGUAAGAGGAAGCUUGCAUCACCACCACCACCACCAGCCCCUGCUGCUGUCCCGUUUGGUCAUCUUGGACCGGGGCCACGUCCAUUCUGGAGGUCCAGGUAUCCCCCCCGGCUCCCCCACCACGGCGGCCCAGUACAGCUCAACUCCUCAGGCGUUGCAGCUGCUCUCUGGGGCCCUGUAUCCCUCCGGACUCUCCAUGGACUCACCUCCGUCAUACUCACAGGCUGUUCUGGAUGUCAGCCGGCCUCCCUGGUUUGAUCUCCCUCCUCCUCCUUACCUCCCAGACGGGGACCUUCCUUCAGAGGGCGAGCUGCCUCAAUACGAGGCCCCACAAGAUACUUUGAGCCAGCCCACACCCAGAACUGUGGCUUCAGGCACUCAGCCGAGUUCAAACUCCACAGAGGAGUCGGACCAGCUGUAGUGCUUCUCUUGAAGACUGUUGAUAGUUAGAAAUGAGAGACUGAAGGACCAGGCUGCAGGGCCGCUUGAGGCCAGGACAGUCCACAGCACUGACCUGCUGAGAAGAAUCAACAGGGACUGAGAGACUGGGAGACUAAACUCUCUGCUUUGGCUUACUGAAGCACUGGACUGAGAUUAGCUCAUCCUGCUAGACUGAUCUUGUAUGCUGGCUCCACCUGCUGGAGUCAUGGCUGCACUACACCUUCAUCCGUUAAUAUUCAAUAAGUUCAUUUCAAUUGAAUUAUGUUCCCCCUGAAAAAAUACUGAUGUGAUAUGAUUCUGAACUUCAAAGAAAUAGGAGUUAAACUGUCAUUCAGUAACAUCAUACAUGAUGAAAUCAACAGUGCAGUCUGUACUGUGUGUAACUCUGGCAGCACUCGGAGAGCUGUGUCAAAGUCAUGCAGCAUUUUGUCAUAUUCCUCACUGUCCUUUACAUUUCACAUCUAUAAUAUUUCCAUAGUGGGGUUGAUAAGAGAUUUUUAUUGUGUUAAAACUUUUAAAUACUAGUAAAACGAGACAAAAUCUGUGUUUUUAAAAACGACUGCUACAUUUGAGGACUCGCUGUAUUUAGAGACUUUUAGCAAGGACAUGUUGCCUUAUUCUUAUUGAAGCUGAUACACUUUUAACAAUAGUUCAAUCAUAUAUACAGAAAUGUUGUGGAAGAGUGAAACACAUGUGGUUGGGAUAUACAAAAGCAGCUUAAUCAGAGGUACUCAGAGAUUUAAAUCUGUUUUUUCAGUGUUGACGUGGAAAUGAACUUAUUAUCUGGCUAGUGAAAAUUAACAUUUUAUAACAUCUUAGUGGUACGUCAAACUAAAUCCAUUGAAGUGUUUCCACUGAGUUGUUUAGAAAAAUACAAGAUAUAUUUCUAAAAGAUCAGUGGAGGUUUUUGUGCUUUUUCUCACAACAAUUUUUCAACAGUAUUUCUUGAUUGUCCUAAAUUCCAGAAAAAAAAAUGUGAAGAGGACCAUUGCGAUUUAAUGAAUUAAUGCUAAGCAGAAAUUAUAUAAGUAUAUAUAUAUCUUUACCAUGUGAGUUUCAAAAAUCAUUCCUCUAAGCUAAAGAACCACCUCUGCUGGCAAAGAUAAAACUGUUUUAUUUCAUUUCUGUCUGAAGACCAAUAAUGUUUUUAUGUAAAGACUAAAAAAGUUAAUAGAAAGGAUUUUGUUAAGGCCUUAUUAUGUGCCAGUUUGGUCCCUCGUGCCUUUGUAUGUGUUGUGUUUCUGGGCCCAAAUAGCCUAUUUAAAUCCUCCGAAAACAGCAGCCUGAUCUGGGAUAUAAUCAAAAGGUCACAUGACUACAUACAUUUGAGAAUAUCUUGUCUUAAAUCUGAUUGGUCAAGUUCUACUUGAGAUUUUAAAUGUAUAUAUCAUUUUUGUCAUUCAGAAAAUACAGCCUCAGUAGUAUUAAUGACUGAUGAAAUCCAUAUCUGAAGGAUCUGUGUUCAUGUGUUUUUUUGACCUUCGUUCGUUUAUUUCAACGUGGUUCAACACUGUAAAUAGAAAACAGGAAAAGUAAAGAAAUCUAUUUAAAAGUAGAACAUUUUCAUUUAGUUUAAAGCGACUUUAAAGAAAGAGAUGAAUGUAGUUGUGCUUACUUUUCUAUUAGAGCCUGCAGUGAUAAUGCAGGCACAAGAAAAACAAUCAAACCAAAGAUAAUCAUUAUUAACCUUCUCCCCAAGGAUAUUACCCUCCAAAGGAAUAAUUAUGUGUCACAACUAUUUCUACCUUUAUUAUAUCCCCCAUUUGUAAAGAUUUAUUGAGUAAAACAGAUUUCAUGUUGCUGUAAAACUGGAAAGCAUUUCUCAGGACGAAAUUUAUACCAGUCUGUCUGUUCUGUUGUUCAUAUCUUUGUUUUGUUUUUAGAAAUGUUUAAGAUCAACUUCCAUUUUUUUCUGAUUUGUUCUCAUAAGGUUAGCUGUUUACACAUUUGUGACAUCAUGAUCUUUUUUUUCCUCUGUAUUCUGUACAUUGAAAGUAAUAUAAAAUUCUGACUCAGAA
Molecule: messenger RNA, 3629 nt
Organism: Thunnus maccoyii (southern bluefin tuna)
Lineage: Eukaryota; Metazoa; Chordata; Actinopteri; Scombriformes; Scombridae
Gene: ldlrad3
Product: low density lipoprotein receptor class A domain containing 3
Exons: 6
Coding region: 545-1591 (348 amino acids)
Biological process (GO): receptor-mediated endocytosis
Cellular component (GO): plasma membrane
Molecular function (GO): protein binding
Source: RefSeq, a predicted model, not a curated record